Molecule: messenger RNA, 1094 nt
Organism: Ceratitis capitata (Mediterranean fruit fly)
Lineage: Eukaryota; Metazoa; Arthropoda; Insecta; Diptera; Tephritidae
Gene: eIF3j
Product: eukaryotic translation initiation factor 3 subunit J
Exons: 6
Coding region: 192-905 (237 amino acids)
Cellular component (GO): eukaryotic translation initiation factor 3 complex; cytoplasm
Molecular function (GO): translation initiation factor activity
Source: RefSeq, a predicted model, not a curated record
AAAGGAAUCUUGCACACGUUUGGUUGUUUUAAGUUGUCUGUCACAUUUUUUGCUUUCGAUUCUUUGUGCAAACACGGAAAAAAUAUUGAGAAAAAUCUCUAUUCCCAUACGGAAAAAGUUAAAUUUUAAUAUAUUACGAUAAUAAAUUCUAUAAACUAAAAUUCAUAGUUUGCAAAUAUUAAUACCACACAAUGGCUGAUGAUUGGGAGACAGCAGCUGAUGAGGAGGUGAUCAUACGCCCCAAAAUCGCAAAUGAUGUGAACAAAUGGCAAGGAGAGGAUGAUGAUGAGGAUGUUAAGGACAGCUGGGAAGAUGAGGAAGAGAAAAAAGAUGAGGAAAAAUCCGAUAUAAAAUCAACAGUGCCAACAAAAACUAAACCAAACAAAGCUUUAAAAGCCAAAUUAACAGAACAAGAACGCUUAGCUGAAGAGGAGGAAGAGAGACGUUUAGCGAACUUAACGCCGGAAGAAAAGUUAGCAGAAAAAUUGCGCAUUCAAAAAAUUCAAGAAGAAUCAGAUCUUAAGAGCGCUCUAGAGACAUUCGGUGUUUCGAGUAUUGGCAAUGGUUUGGAGGGUUGUAAUCCACAAACGAAAGAAGAAUAUAAAGAAUUUGGUGCGACGAUAGCUUGGAAAUUGGCACAUUACAAAGAGUCACCACACUUCCCUUAUUUUGUUGAUGAACUAGUGCGUAGCAUAUGUUGCAAUUUGUCGACAGCUGACAUCAAAAAAGUGAAAAUGAGUGUUGAAAGUUUACACACCGAAAAGCUCAAAAUGGAAAAGCAAAACGCAAAAAAACCUGCUAGUAAAGGAAAAAAUAAAGUCACUCUGCGUACCGAAACUGAUGACAUUGAUGGCUAUCAGAAAUACGGAAAUGACUAUGCAGAAGAUUAUGACGAUUUUAUGUAAAUACUGUUGAAACCAUAUGUGCGUACCAUACUUACAUAUUACAUAUAGAAAUUUAUGCUUCACGUUUUAUUUUUUGUUAAAAAUUGAAAUAGAUACAUACAUAUAAAUAGAUCGCUACGAACAAUAUUUGAAACUGUAUACUAAAAAUUUUUUGAAUAAGAAAUUUCUAACAUGCUUGUGAAUUAAUUU